Messenger RNA from Fusarium tjaetaba, 1089 nucleotides. RefSeq lists its product as uncharacterized. The transcript has 3 exons. NCBI's taxonomy places the organism in Eukaryota, Fungi, Ascomycota, Sordariomycetes, Hypocreales, Nectriaceae. The coding region runs from base 1 to 1089 and encodes 362 amino acids. Gene Ontology annotation, cellular component: membrane. Gene Ontology annotation, molecular function: calcium channel activity; calcium, potassium:sodium antiporter activity. Gene Ontology annotation, biological process: calcium ion transmembrane transport; intracellular calcium ion homeostasis. The record is from RefSeq and is a predicted model, not a curated record.
AUGGCCAACAGUGACACCAUCGCCUACAAUGUCGCCGUCUUCAUCAGCACCUUGUUCCUUCUCGAAUUUGGUGCCGAUAAGUUUGUCGACCAUACCGCCGUCGUCGCCCGUCGGACGGGAAUUCCUGAUACAGUGAUUGCCCUGCUCACUGCUGGUGCAGAGUGGGAAGAGCUCGUUGUCGUUGUUGCUUCACUAGCGCAAGGUCGACCCUCGCUAGCCGUUGGCAAUAUCAUCGGCUCAGCCAUCUCGAAUAUCCUUGGCGCCUUUUCACUCGGACUUUUGUUCCGUCCCAUGGGCUCACACGUUGAGUUUGACAGGAGCUCUAGGAUAUACUCGCUGUGUUUACUAGUUAUCACUACCUUUGCCGCGCCAAUUAUUUACUUCUCCCAGAGGAUCGUCUGGUUGGUAUGUGGUUCUGUCUUGAUUGUGCUCUUCGCCGUGUACCUGUUCUCCAUAGGCUGGGCUAUCAGUCGAGGAAGUCUCACCGGCCCAGAAGGUUCAGAUGACGAUAGUAGCGAUGAUGAAAGCGAUGCAUCGUCGAUAAUCGGUGGCCGAGUCGAUGGCAACCGUUCUGCGGCCGCAUCGACAAAUGUGUCGAGCCAUCGAAGGAGACAUGGCCUCGGCUACCAUGUCGGGUUUCUGGUCCUUGGCUUCUCAGCCAUCUGCCUGUCGGGCUAUGUUCUCUCUCACGCCGCCAUCAACGUCAUAGACGCCAUUGGCAUCUCCGAAGUUCUGUUCGGUAUCGUCAUUCUUGCCAUUGCCACCACCCUGCCUGAGAAAUUCGUGGCUGUCCUGAGUGGGAACCGGGGCCACGUAGGGAUUCUGGUGGCCAAUACUGUCGGGAGUAACGUCUUCCUCCUGUCGCUCUGCUUGGGAAUUGUUAUGGUCGAUACCUCCGGGAACAUUGAUGGGAGUAACGUUAAAGCCCAAGAGUUAUGUGUUCUCUGGGGCUCUACGCUAGCGCUCACAAUAACCGUUUGGUAUGGCGAACGGUUUGAUCGUUGGAUUGGAGGAACCAUGUUAUUUGGUUACAUUGUGUUUAUAGUCCUGGAGCUUACAACCAUUCAUCGUGGGGCAGACUCUCUAUAG